UGCGAAAAUUUCGUUCUAGUUAGGGUUCAAAUCUAAAAUGGAAGCCGAUGCGCACUCUCAAACCAUAAGGCUUAUUAACAAAGGCGUGGUUCACAGGAUAUGUGCUGGGCAAGUCAUAUUGGACCUCUCGUCUGCCGUGAAGGAGUUGGUGGAGAACAGCUUGGAUGCUGGCGCUACCAGCAUUGAAAUUGCUUUGAAGGAGUACGGCCAGGAGUCGUUUCAGGUCAUCGAUAAUGGUUGCGGCAUUUCGCCAAGUAACUUCAAGGUUCUUGCACUUAAGCACCAUACUUCUAAACUGUCAGAUUUUCAUGACCUUCAGUCUUUGACAACAUUUGGUUUUAGAGGGGAGGCAUUAAGUUCUCUUUGUGCAUUAGGGCAUCUGACUGUUGAAACAAGAACUAAAAACGAGUCAGUUGCGACACACUUGACAUUUGAUCAUUCAGGUUUACUAACGGCUGAAAAGAAAACUGCACGUCAAAUUGGUACCACUGUCACUGUUAGGAAGUUGUUCUCGAAUUUACCAGUACGAAGCAAAGAGUUCAGUCGCAACAUCCGGAAAGAAUAUGGGAAGCUAAUCUCUUUAUUAAAUAAUGCUUCAUCCUCUUUCAAUGCAGUUGAAGAAGUUGUUGUGGUAAAUAGGAAUCCAAAUAGUCAUUCAAACCGUGUUCAGUCAUCAAUUGAAAAAUUUGUAACUGUAAAUAAAAGGAAGCUUGAAAAUGUUGUUACAAUUUUAUCAGAGUUACCUGUCUUGAGAAAUCAAAGUCCACUAGGUCAACUGAAUAAACAAAAUUCUGAAACACCUGUUGUGGCUACAAGAUUGCCAGUUAAACAUCACAGGCUUGAUGAUUCAAUAAAUGAGCACUCAAAGUUUCUACAAACAAACAAGAUGUCCAAUGAAAUCGGAAAUCAAGUUUCUAUUGGAGGCACUAUCAAUAGUGGAAAUCCUGAAAUGGAGGUUGAGGAACAAGGGAAAGGGUCUCCUAAAGCCAAUCUGGCUUCAAUUACUUCAUCGAGCAAGGAUCCUAAUGAUAUGUCAGAAGAUCAUGCAUCCGAAGCUCCACUAUCACAACCUUCUGGUUCACUGUUGGAUUCACCAGCUCCUUCCUCUGGUCUGAAGAUCUGUUCGACUUUGCAGUUUAGUUUUCAAGACCUACGAGCGAGGAGGCAACAGAGACUAGCAAGAUUGCAAUCCAUUAGUCCAAAAUUUGGGGCCAUGAAUACCAAAAGAUCUUUGAACUUAUUUGUUGCUGCAACUCUGGAGCUUUCUCAACCAGAAAAUGAGGAACGGAAAGCAAGGGCUUUAGCUGCAGCUACAACCGAGUUGGAAAGGCUUUUCAGAAAGGAGGACUUCUGCAGAAUGAAGGUGAUUGGGCAAUUUAAUCUUGGAUUCAUCGUAGGAAAGUUGGAUGAAGAUCUGUUUAUCGUGGAUCAGCAUGCUGCUGAUGAGAAAUACAAUUUUGAGCGUUUGGCACAAACAACUGUCUUCAAUCAACAACCUCUACUUCGGCCGUUGAGGUUGGAAUUGUCUCCUGAAGAAGAAGUGGUUGCUUCGAUUCAUAUGGACAUAAUCAGAAGAAACGGAUUUGCUCUUGAAGAAGACCCAAAUGCUCCACCAGGGUGCCACUUUAAAUUAACAGCAAUUCCCUUCAGCAAAAACAUUACUUUUGGAGUAGAAGUGAUUGUGCAAGAUGUUAAAGACCUGAUUUCUACUCUUGCUGAUAAUCAAGGAGAAUGUUCAAUAAUAAGCAGUUACAAAACGGAUACUGCUGAUUCUGUUUGCCCAUCCAGAGUUCGUGCAAUGUUGGCGUCUCGCGCCUGUAGGUCCUCUGUUAUGAUUGGUGACCCGCUUGGGAGAAAUGAGAUGCAAAAGAUACUUGAGCAUUUGGCAGACCUCAAGUCUCCUUGGAAUUGCCCGCAUGGCAGGCCAACCAUGAGGCAUCUGGUUGACCUGACCACCAUACGCAAAAGGUUUGAUGAAAAUGAUGAAAGCUUAGGCAGCCAGAUUUUGCUGUAACUUAUUUUGUACGUGAAAGGCUCUCGCUCCCCAGUUAUCUUUACGAAACUUAUUAGCUCCAUCCAGUGCUGAGUUACUUCGUAGUCUCGUCUUAACGUAAUUUUUUGACAUUUCAUAGUACGGUAACUUUGAAUGAUAAUCAUUCGGUAUUGUGUAGCGAUCAAAUAAUUAUACAAAAUAUUGGGUGAUUAUCGAACAAAAUUUACCGAAUUACUAUAAAAUAUUAUAAAAUUACCGAGGAGAGACUAAAAUUUUUUGUGAUGAAAAGCACUGUUUGUACAUAUAUCUGGGGGGUCUCAUCUAAGAACUCUUUUUGGAAUCUAAACUCUUAUAUUUUUUGGUUAGGAACUUGUAAGGGCUUACCAUUGUACAUGACCUAAUUGAGGUAUUACAACUUUAUAAUGACCUAAUUUAAAUA
Messenger RNA from Carica papaya (papaya), 2432 nucleotides. NCBI's taxonomy places the organism in Eukaryota, Viridiplantae, Streptophyta, Magnoliopsida, Brassicales, Caricaceae. The record is from RefSeq and is a predicted model, not a curated record.